AUGAAAACCAUCUUCCUCGAAUCCCCUUUUUUACCUCCACCUCCAAAACCAAACCCCAUAAACCCCGAAACAUUCCCCAUUAAAUCGUCAAUUCACCCAGACCCUUGGUCCUUAAGCGACAGGAACAACAUAUCAAAACCCAAACCCAAUUCCAAAAACCCAAAAAACCCAUUAUCAGAUGACAACGCCAGGCGCAUAAUCAAAGCCAAAGCUCGAUAUUUGAGCUUGUUGCGUAAACACCAAGGCCCACAAGCUGAAACACCAAAGUGGAUAAAGAGAACACCUGAACAGAUGGUGAAGUACUUGCAGGAUGAUAGAAAUGGGCAUCUGUAUGGGAAGCAUGUUGUGGCAGCUAUAAAGAGAGUGAGGGGAUUGGCUGGCAAUAGAAAUGAAGAGAGGGAUAUGAGGUUGCUUAUGAGUGGAUUUGUGGGUAAGUUGAGUUUUAGAGAAAUGUGUGUUGUUUUGAAAGAGCAGAAAGGGUGGAGGGAGGCCAGAGACUUCUUUUCCUGGAUGAAAUUGCAGUUCAGCUAUCAUCCGAGCGUUAUUGUCUACACGAUUCUUUUGCGAAUAUAUGGGCAAGUUGGAAAGAUCAAGUUAGCUGAACAAACCUUCUUGGAGAUGCUUGAAGCAGGAUGUGAACCAGAUGAAGUUGCGUGCGGGACCAUGUUGUGUUCUUAUGCUAGAUGGGGUCGCCAUAAGGCUAUGCUUUUGUUUUUUUCAGCUAUACAAGAAAGAGGGAUUAUAGUUUCUGUUGCAGUUUAUAAUUUUAUGCUGUCUUCAUUGCAGAAGAAAUCACUUAAUGGAAAGGUUAUAGAAUUGUGGAGGCAGAUGGUUUAUAAAAGGGUGGCACCUAAUAGUUUUACUUAUACAGUAGUUAUCAGUUCUCUUGUCAAGGAAGGCCUUCACGGUGAUGCUUUGAAGACUUUCAAUGAGAUGAGGACCAAGGGGCUGAUGCCCGAGGAAGUAAUAUUUAGCUUGCUUAUUAGUGCAAGUACCAAAAAUAGUAACUGGGCUGAAGCAUUAAAAUUGUACGAGGACAUGAGAUCUUGCAGAAUAGUUCCGAGCAAAUUCACCUGUGCUUCACUUCUGACCGUAUAUUACAAAAUCGAAGACUAUUCUAAAGCCCUUUCCCUCUUUAUUGAAAUGCAGAGCAAGAAGACUGCAGCUGAUGAGGUUAUUUAUGGAUUGCUCAUUAGAAUAUAUGGCAAACUUGGCCUCUAUGAGGAUGCGCAAAAAACAUUUGAAGAGACUGAGCAAUUAGGUCUACUGAGUAAUGAGAAAACGUAUUUAGCAAUGGCACAGGUCCAUCUCAGUUCAGGAAAUUUUGAGAAAGCUUUGAGUGUUAUUGAAGUGAUGAAAUCUAGAAACAUCCGGUUAUCAAGAUUUUCUUAUAUCGUGUUGUUGCAAUGUUAUUGUAUGAAAGAAGAUUUGGACUCUGCUGAAGUUACAUUUCAAGCUCUAUUGAAGAUUGGAUGUCCUGAUGCUGGUUCUUGUAGUGACAUGAUUAAUUUAUAUGUUAGACUUGGCUUGACUGAAAAGGCUAAGGAUUUUAUUGUACACAUAAGGAAAGAUCAAGUAGAUUUUGAUAUGGAUCUUUUCAAGACAGUUAUCAAAGUACUUUGCAAGGAAGGCAUGCUAAGAGAUGCUGAAAAAUUGGUAUAUGAGAUGGGCAUGAAUGAAUCAUUCAACGAUAAUAGGUUUUUUAAGACAUUUUCUAAGGUUAUGCUUGGAGAAACCAAGAAAUUGGAGAACGUAAUGGUUUCUGCUGACGCCAUGGCUCUGGGGCUUAUCCUGAGCGUGUACUUGGAAAAUGGCAAUUUCACUAAGACAGAAGAAUUCCUGAAGUUGAUACUUGAGGCCAGUGGUGGCUUGUCUGUGGUUAGCCAGCUAGUAAAAAACUUUAUUAGAGAAGGUGAUCUAUACAAAGCGGAGAUAGUAAAUGGUCAAGUAAUCAAGCUAGGCUGCAGACUAGAGGAUGAAACAAUUGCUUCUUUGAUUAGUGCAUAUGGGAGACAAAACAAGCUGAAACAGGCCCAAAAGGUCUUUGCAGCAGUUGCUGAUUCUCCAAUAUUGGGAAAACCAAUUAUUAACUCAAUGAUUGAUGUAUAUGCCAAAUGUGGUAAAUUGGAGGCAUACUUACUUUAUGAAGAAGUAACUGAGAGAGGGCACAAUCUAGAUGCUGUUGGUAUUGGCGUAGUUGUGAAUGCUUUGACCAAUUCUGGUAUGAUUGCCAAUUCUCUAGUAGACCAGCAAUUAUCAAUACUUUUUGACAGUAAAAGUUCUAUGCAAGCAUCUUAUGCAUGUAAAUGUGAUGCAAACCUCUUUGAUAUUGGCAAACAUCGAGAAGCAGAAAAUAUCAUUCGCAAGAGUAUUCAUGACAGGGUGGAGCUUGAUACUGUGGCAUUCAAUAUUUUUAUCAAGGCAAUGCUACAAGCAGGUAGAUUACAUUUUGCAGCGAGCAUCUAUGAGCACAUGCUGUCAUUGAGAUUCACUCCAUCGAUUCAGACAUAUAACACUAUGAUUAGUGUAUAUGGGCGUGGUCGAAAGCUGGAUAAGGCUGUGGAGGUCUUCAAUACUGCUUCUAGCUUGGGUGUGACUUUGGAUGAAAAGGCAUACAUGAAUAUGAUUAACUAUUAUGGCAAGGCUGGUAAGAGACAUGAAGCAUCUCUCCUUUUCAUCAAAAUGCAGGAAGAGGGGAUAAAACCUGGGAUGGUUAGCUACAAUAUAAUGAUCAACGUAUAUGCCAUGGCAGGGCUUGAUCAUAAAGUUAAGGAACUAUUCGAAGCUAUGGAGAGAGAUGGUUGUCCACCAGACUCGUUCACAUACCUCUCCCUUGUUAGAGCUUAUUCAGAAAAUUUAAAAUGCUUGGAGGCAGAGGAAAUAAUCAAUGCUAUGCAGAAGAAAGGCAUACCUCUGUCCUGUGCCCAUUUUAAUUAUUUGCUCUCUGCUCUUGCAAAGGCUGGUCUCAUGGUUGAAGCAGAAAGGGUUUAUAUGCAACUAUUAACAACUGGUUUAAAUCCAGACAUUGUCUGUUGUCGGACUAUGCUUAGAGGUUACAUGGACUACGGACAUGUGGAGAAAGGCAUCAAAUAUUUUGAACAGAUCAGGGAGUCAAGCAAACCAGACAGAUUUAUAAUGAGUGCGGCUGUGCAUCUGUACAAAUCAGCUGGAAAGAAACUCGAAGCUGAAGUUCUUUUGGAAUCCAUGAAAAGCGUGAGGAUCCUGUUCCUCAAUGACCUGGAAGUUGGAUUGAAGAUAAAGCCCGAAGUAAGGCAUUCGCGCUACCCUCCAUCUUGUUUGUAUACGUUGACAACAAAAGAUAGCUUUUCACCACCCAUGGCUGUGCUCCUGGGUUUCGGGUGUUCAGCUGCACAAGGAAAAAUUCUCAAGGCGUAG
Molecule: messenger RNA, 3396 nt
Organism: Dovyalis caffra
Lineage: Eukaryota; Viridiplantae; Streptophyta; Magnoliopsida; Malpighiales; Salicaceae
Source: the annotation of a GenBank genome assembly